UGCUGGCGGGCCAUAGUCUGGGACAUGCUCGUCGACGAAGGCCUCGCCGACGUCGUCGACUUUGUGGGCUCGAUGAACAACAACCCGCAGAACUGCGUCGCCCAGUCCGGGUCCUUCGACCUGGACCACGAGGGCCACUCGGGGUGGCUGGCCAUCGACAUUGCGAACCAGCAUCUGCAAGGGUGGCUGGCGAGCACGAAGCCUGACAUUGUGCAGUUCAUGCUCGGCACCAACGACGUGUUUCAGGGGAGGGCGACUGGCGACAUCGUGGCGGCGUACACGCGCAUGGUGGACCUCAUGAGGGCCUCGAAUGCGGAGAUGAGGAUCAUUGUCGACCUGGUGAUUCCGAUUGCGUUUGGCAGUCAGGGUGUCAAUGCGCUGAAUGCGCAGAUUCCCGGGUGGGCGCAGCGGCUUGAUACCCCUGAGUCGCCUAUUGAGAUUGCGGACUGCUCGGCCAACGCUGGGUAUACGACGGGCAUGCUGCGGGAUGGUGUGCAUCCUAAUGCGGAGGGUGAUGCUCUCAUUGCGAGGCAGGUCGGUCCUAUUCUCAUUGAGUAUGUGAGGGAGCUGGCGGCCGAGAGGGGGUUCUGCGUGUAACUCGGAGAUGGUGGAAGGAAGGGGG
Messenger RNA from Sodiomyces alkalinus F11, 622 nucleotides. Its product is annotated as SGNH hydrolase. NCBI's taxonomy places the organism in Eukaryota, Fungi, Ascomycota, Sordariomycetes, Glomerellales, Plectosphaerellaceae. The record is from RefSeq and is a predicted model, not a curated record. The transcript has a single exon. Gene Ontology annotation, molecular function: phosphatidylcholine lysophospholipase A1 activity. Bases 25 to 597 code for a protein of 190 amino acids.